Ailuropoda melanoleuca (giant panda) is the source of this 1144-nucleotide messenger RNA. It is a transcript of the gene TRIAP1, whose product is annotated as TP53 regulated inhibitor of apoptosis 1. Bases 33 to 263 code for a protein of 76 amino acids. Gene Ontology annotation, biological process: phospholipid translocation. Lineage: Eukaryota; Metazoa; Chordata; Mammalia; Carnivora; Ursidae. The record is from RefSeq and is a predicted model, not a curated record. Gene Ontology annotation, molecular function: phosphatidic acid transfer activity. The transcript is spliced from 2 exons. Gene Ontology annotation, cellular component: nucleus; mitochondrial intermembrane space; cytosol.
CAUCAGAGCGCGCCGCCACUGCCGCCGCCGCCAUGAAUAGCGUAGGGGAGGCCUGCACCGACAUGAAGCGCGAGUACGAUCAGUGCUUCAAUCGCUGGUUUGCCGAGAAGUUCCUCAAGGGGAACGGCUCCGGAGACCCGUGCACCGACCUCUUCAAGCGCUAUCAGCAGUGUGUUCAGAAAGCAAUAAAGGAGAAGGAGAUUCCCAUUGAAGGACUGGAAUUCAUGGGCCAUGGCAAAGAAAAGCCUGAAAGCUCUUCUUGACCUUGACAGUCACCUUGAAAAUAGACUCUUCCAUCAGUUGAGGACACUGGAUUUCGUCAAUUAAGGCUGUGAAAAUAGCCAUCGUUUUGAUGAGGAGCUUAGGAGGGAGUUUUCUUUCCUCCUUGAUUUUCCUCUCACUUGUGAAAGAUGAUGAACCGUCACUCUGCUUUGAGAUGAUUUCUCACUUGCUCUGGCAUCUUGCAGGACCUCCGUGUGCUUAAACUGAAUGAUUUCUUGGGCUUAUGGUAGCAAUACUUGGUCUGGGAUCAGCUUUAAAUAUCCUUUGUAUGUAAAUACUGAUAAUCUUGUCAGGAUGAUCAGGAUUGCCUGACCUCUUGAGUUUUGCUGCAAAGGACAUUAGGUACAUUGUACUAGGGUUAUUAUUCAUGGAAACAAUUGGUUAGGAUCUCUCUCUUCUCUCAGGGAGCUAAGGCUGAAAAGGGAUCGCAGCACAACGGUUUUAAUCAAUGCUUGGGAGUACGGUUUUAUUUUUAUUAUAGUAACUUCUAAGAUUGUAGUGGACUGGGUUAGCCAAGAAGACAGCUUUAAGAGUGCCCUGCCUUAAGAAGAGGUGUCAGAUUUCUGAGUAAGAUGUGAAAGCUUGAAGAAUGUUGCAGUACACACCAUUUCCGAGCUCACAGUGUAGUUUAGGAAUGAAGAUCUUUGGAGUAACAAUGGAGGAAGAUCCUAAAUUGCAAAGAUUUGCUGUUGCCAGCUUUCAGCCCAAGUCAAUUAAUUAAGCCAACUUGUAUUAUCAUAAAACUGCCAAAAUGCUGCAUCUAGUUAAAUGGGAGAAGUUUGUUUUAUUUGCCUUGUGUACCCACCCUGCCCUAUAAUGUCUGUAAUCAUGAAGAUGGAAUAAAUUGUAACAUUUAGUUUCA